UUUCUGUGGCCCCGUUUGGCGUUUUUGCUGAAACGGAGAAGAAGUGGAAACAUUUACACCUCAGAAACCCUAGAAGAGAUUUGGAGAGAGAGAGAGAGAGAGUGAGUGUCAGAAGACUCAGAAAUGUUCGAGGACCGGAUAGAAGAGUGGUGAAGAACGAACCAAUCCAAUCGGCAAUGGUAAAGAAGCGCGUACCAGAGUGGCUCAACAAUUCUCUAUGGUCUUCUAAUCCUUCAAUCGACGACGAGCGUCUCCUCCGAUACGCUUCCAAACUUUCAAUUCCCACGUCCGAACCUGCCACCGAACCACCGAUUCCUGAGCGUCCUCCCAAACCCCAACAAGAACCAGAAGAAGCGCCGAAACCGGAGAUCAAAGAUUCCGAACGGGAUGAUGAACAAAGCACUAUCUCACAUGAGGACAUCUCUCGCCAAUCUCAGCUCUUAGCCGAGCUUUCGAGGAAGGUUAUAAAUUUGCGCGAGUUGAGGAGAUUAGCAUCGCAUGGGAUACCAGCUGGGGCUGGAAUCCGCCAUACAGUGUGGAAGAUCCUACUAGGGUAUUUGCCAUGUGAUCGCAGCUUGUGGGCGACUGAGCUGACUAAAAAACGCUCUCAGUACAAGCGUUUUAAAGAGGAACUUCUGGUGAAUCCUUCAGAAAUCACAAGGAAGCUGGACAAAUCCGCUGGUCUUGAAAAUGAUGAGUCAAAAUGUGAACGGAGAGGCUUGCUUCCAAGAUCAGAAAUUCCUCAUGGAGAGCAUCCAUUGAGCCUUGGAACGACCAGUAUUUGGAAUCAAUUCUUCCAGGACACAGAAAUCAUAGAGCAAAUUGACCGGGAUGUGAAGCGGACGCAUCCAGACAUGCACUUUUUCUCAGGGGACUCUUCCAUUGCGAGAUCAAAUCAGGAUGCCUUGAAAAAUAUAUUGAUAGUAUUUGCAAAGUUGAAUCCGGGUAUUAGAUAUGUACAGGGGAUGAAUGAAGUUUUGGCACCUUUGUUCUAUGUAUUCAGGAAUGACCCAGAUGAAGAAAUUGCGGCCUCUGCAGAAGCAGACACAUUUUUUUGUUUUGUUGAGUUGUUAAGUGGAUUCCGUGACAAUUUUUGUCAGCAACUUGACAAUAGUAUUGUUGGUAUCCGUUCCACGAUUACAAGGUUAUCAAAGCUUUUGAAGGAGCAUGAUGAAGAGCUUUGGCGUCAUCUUGAGGUCACAACCAAAGUCAAUCCACAAUUCUACGCAUUUAGAUGGAUAACCCUACUGUUGACUCAAGAAUUCAAUUUCACAGAGAUUCUUCAUAUUUGGGACACACUUUUAAGUGACCCUGAGGGUCCUCAGGAAACCCUGCUCAGAAUAUGCUGUGCCAUGCUGAUUCUUGUCCGGAGGCGUUUACUUGCGGGUGAUUUCACUUCAAAUCUCAAGCUUCUUCAGCACUACCCAUCAACGAAUAUCAGUCACCUACUCUAUGUUGCUGACAAGUUGCGUGCUGUCGUAUAAUCUCUUUGACCAUUAUUGGUUUUUUUUUGUUUUUUUUU
Molecule: messenger RNA, 1522 nt
Organism: Telopea speciosissima
Lineage: Eukaryota; Viridiplantae; Streptophyta; Magnoliopsida; Proteales; Proteaceae
Product: TBC1 domain family member 13-like
Exons: 9
Coding region: 177-1484 (435 amino acids)
Biological process (GO): intracellular protein transport; activation of GTPase activity
Molecular function (GO): GTPase activator activity
Source: RefSeq, a predicted model, not a curated record